AUGAUCAGCAGGCACCUGGAGGAAGGCUCUAGCAAAAGCACCAGCCAGGGGUGGAGCCAUCUGUUCCCUCAUGUGCUGGAUGGCGUAAGGCGUGCGAUGGCGGAGCAUGAGGCCAUCGUCUUUCUCCAAUGCGGGCGCCUGGUGAACCGCCACUGGUGCCAAUGGGCCACGCAGGCCACCAAGGUGCUCGCGGUCACUAUCGACGAGUACUUUGACGAAGAAAAGCUCCCUAAAUUGAGAGAAUACUUCCCUGGUAGAGACUUCCGUCGGAGAACCGAAGGCUUGGUGAAUUGUUUCUCGGCAUUGGAAUCCCUAACGCUGACAGACAUGAAAGCCGCUGACCUGCAGCCACUGCAGCGAUUACCACGUCUGCGUCAUCUGAAGUUGAUCGAUGACGUGGAAUGUCAAUGGGGUCAAUGGGGUGUGGCCGAAUUUAGAUUGAUGCAUGUAGCUGCAAUGACAGGACUCGUCAGCCUUGAAUUUCUCUUGUGCGAUAUCACUGACCAAGGAGUGGGGCAGCUUGUGAGUUUGGUAUGCCUGGAGAAACUUGGCUUGCAACGGUGCUAUAGGAUAACAGAUGCUUCACUAUCUACAAUAGCUUUGCUGCCCGCCCUUACUGAUGUCAAUCUCAAGGAUUGUUCGCACAUUUCAGACGUGGGUAUUGUUCGUUUGGCGAAGUUGACAGGCUUGGCAAAGCUCAUGCUGGGGAAUACUGAUGGUUUCGAAGACAGAUUUUCAAAUGAAGGAGCAAGGGUGUUGGGUACAAUGACAAACCUUGUGGCGUUGGAUGUUGGGUGUAGCUACCAUAUGUCUGACAGUGGUGUGGAACAUCUCAAGUCACUCACCAAGCUCACGCAUUUGAGCUUGCCUGCAAACACCUCGGACACAACUCUGCGGUCGCUGAGGAGCCUCACUGGCAUCUCCCAUCUUAGAUUUCAUGGGGGGGAAGAGGUGACCAACAGGGGACUGAGUUGGCUUACACAAUUGUGCAAACUGUCAAGACUUGAGCUGGCCCCCUCAAACGAAGGGUUGAAGUUGAUUGCAGAGGUCACGCGCCUGGUCAGCUUGAAUCUUUCGGUGUGGACACGCAUCGAUAGGGAUAUCACCAUCGAUGGCAUCCAAAGGUUAACAACACUGACAAAUUUGACGACUCUUCGUUUCUCUCUGGAAUGGAUGACUGACAAAGGUGUGAUGGUCUUUAGCGCUCUGACUGGAUUGAAGAAUUUGAACUUGAAUGGAUGCGAAAGGAUAACGAUGGUGGGGUUGAGGUGGAUUUCGAGGCUCACACGGCUGACCGAUCUGUCACUGUGCGCAUGCGGCGAAGUCGCAAAGUCUUUUGAUGGUCAAUUUCUGGGAAACCUGCAAUGUUUGACGAAGCUGGCACUGGCACACAACGAUGAACUCACAGAAGAGGGAUUGAGGACACUUACAAGGCUGACGAACCUUGCGGCCUUGGAUUUGAGAUACUGCACAAACAUCACGAGGCGUGGGUUGUGGCAUUUGGCACCUUUGAGAUUUCUCACUUGUGUUGAGUUUGAAGGAUGCCCUGCGCUGAGGUCCUUAGCCAGGCCGUAUUUCUUGUGCAAAUGGGUGUAA
Messenger RNA from Ostreobium quekettii, 1596 nucleotides. NCBI's taxonomy places the organism in Eukaryota, Viridiplantae, Chlorophyta, Ulvophyceae, Bryopsidales, Ostreobiaceae. The record is from the annotation of a GenBank genome assembly.